AUGGUAGGGGGAUUUGGCUGGUGGGGCCAAGGAUGGCAUAGAAGAUGCAUUUGUGACGACGGCGCUAAAAAGACAUAUGAAAGCGGAAGGUACAGCGUCAGCCCCUCUUUUCAAUUUCGUUCCUGUCGGCGUCGUUGGGCUUGAGGAUUAGGAAGGGCAACAAACUUAUUGAAUUUAGAAACAACUGAAGUGCUCCUUGCGGAUGAUCAGGAAGAUUGAUGGCGUCCUUUACGUUUACACUUUUUUAUGCAAUGAAACACAGCCACACAACGCCUCUACAUGCAGGUACCUACUGUUGCACCUAUCCGAGCUAUACCGCACUGGUGGGUCGAUUCUUUCUGUUUUUAAAAGAAAUGACGAGCGUAGGAUCCAACUGAGAUGGGUGGCAUUGGAGACGCAUGUAGUUGACAUGGGUAACAAGACUGGGACGGUGGACCUCAUUGAAGACGCCUGCCCAAUGCGUACACACUGGCGAUGGGUGGUACUUUUUGUUUUCCUGAGUUAUCAGCGAAGGGCUUACAUUGAGAAUAUUGAAAUCCCAAAGUCAUAGGUUUGUUUUUUUUAGAGUAAUACUUCAUAAAUUUGAUUUUGAUAUCAGUUAUCUCUGAGUGCCUGUGUCGUGAGACAUCUGUUCUGGUUCCAAAAUCAGGCAAUGCUUGCGUUGAUACUCGUUUCGUUGGAUGGUUGUGAAAAUGAAUGGUAUGCUGGCCAUAAGUUUGGACUGUACCAUCAUGAAAGGGCGCCGGGGAUGUGA
Amoebophrya sp. A25 is the source of this 754-nucleotide messenger RNA. The record is from the annotation of a GenBank genome assembly. Lineage: Eukaryota; Dinophyceae; Syndiniales; Amoebophryaceae.